UCCGGUCCGGCUGAACAUGGCUGCUUCAGGAGCGGGGUCUCCCGGCCGGCUGGUCCAGUACGUGGUGGUCCGCUCGGACCUGGUCCACAGUCUGUCGUGGCCUCUGGGGGCCGUCAUCACGCAGGCGUGUCACGCAGCCACCGCCGCCGUGCACGUGCACUACGCAGACCCGGACACGCAGCGGUACCUGUCCGACCUGGACUGUAUGCACAAGGUGGUCCUGGGGGCUCCAGAUGAAGCUGCUCUGUCCGGUUUAUCCCAGACCCUGACUCAGGCCGGCGUGGCCCAUAAACUGUGGAUCGAACAGCCGGAGAACAUCCCCACCUGCCUGGCCCUGAAGCCCUACCCCAAAGACGCCGUCCAACCGCUGCUGCGAAAGUUCAAGCUCUUCAAAUGACCCCGGGGGCUACGGACGAACGGGUUGGACAUACGGGGGGGGGGGGCAGACGCCUGGAGGUAACAGCCAUGAGGAAGACGAGGUGUGAUGGGCGUCAGAAAACGAAGACUGUUGGACACUACAGCAUGUAAUGGAACGAAACAGACGCUGCAAAUCCUGUAAGAACGUCAGGGUUUUGAGAAAAUAAAACAGGAGACGAGGAUACAUGUGUCUGUAAAAAGAAAAACAUACAAGAUAAGUUUGAAUUGUUGCCAAAAAAAUCUGAAGUCUGAAGUUUUAAUUCUAAUUCUGGGACAUUCGUUCACUGUUAAAAUAGAAAUCCUGCUGGACUGGAGGUGUGGUGCACUUUCUUUGACCACUCCCCCUUUACGUCAUCAGCCUAAUCUGAAUAAAUGACCCUGAACUGUGGGGUGUGAUGGAAACGCAAAGCACACCGAUGACCAGGAAUUCUUUUACCCAGGUAAAUAAGUUCCUGGUAAUAAAAGUUCCUGGUAUUUUGAUGGAAAAGGGUCUAAUGACUUAAAUUCCGUGGAAUGUGUUGUUUUAAAGCUGAACUCUGUCACAUUAUCGUCUGCGUUGUCAUUUCCUGAACAGGUGAAUGAACCGGUGGCUUUACACUUGGACUGUUCACGGUUUAUUUUACUUAAAUGAAUAAAGUCAAAUUGGAGAGAGAA
Molecule: messenger RNA, 1071 nt
Organism: Sphaeramia orbicularis (orbiculate cardinalfish)
Lineage: Eukaryota; Metazoa; Chordata; Actinopteri; Kurtiformes; Apogonidae
Product: putative peptidyl-tRNA hydrolase PTRHD1
Exons: 2
Coding region: 17-397 (126 amino acids)
Molecular function (GO): peptidyl-tRNA hydrolase activity
Source: RefSeq, a predicted model, not a curated record